This is a messenger RNA of Saimiri boliviensis boliviensis (Bolivian squirrel monkey), 1554 nucleotides long. Its product is annotated as putative neuropeptide Y receptor type 6. Gene Ontology annotation, molecular function: neuropeptide Y receptor activity; neuropeptide binding. Gene Ontology annotation, cellular component: neuron projection; plasma membrane. The record is from RefSeq and is a predicted model, not a curated record. Gene Ontology annotation, biological process: G protein-coupled receptor signaling pathway. NCBI's taxonomy places the organism in Eukaryota, Metazoa, Chordata, Mammalia, Primates, Cebidae.
AUGGAAGUUUCCCUAAACCAGCCAGCAUCUGACACAACCAGGACAAAGAACAACAACUCUGCAUUUUUUUACUUUGAGUCCUAUCAACCUCCUUCUCUAGCUUUAUUCCUAUUCCUCACAGCCUAUAUUGUGGUCUUAUUUGUGGGCCUUUUUGGAAACCUCUCUCUCAUCAUCAUCAUCUUUAAGAAGCAGAGAAAAGCUCAGAAUGUCACCAGCAUACUGAUUACCAACCUCUCCCUCUCUGAAAUCCAGGUAUGUGUCAUGUGCACCCCUUUUACUGUCAUCUACACUCUGAUGGACCACUGGAUAUUUGGGGAUGCCAUGUGCAAACUCAUAUCCCACAUGCAGAGUGUCUCAUCUGUGUCCAUAUUCUCACUCAUAUUAAUUGCCAUGGAAAGAUACCACAUAACUGUGAACCCCCAUGGCUGGAAGUCCAGUGUGACUCACACCUACUGGAGCAUCACACUGAUUUGGCUGUUUUCCCUUCUGCUGUCUAUUCCCUUCUUCCUGUCCGACCACCUCACUGAUGAGCCCUUCCGCAACCUCUCUCUCCCUACUGACCUCUACACCCACUGGGUGGCCUGUGUAGAGAAUUGGCCCUCCAGAAAGAACCAGCUGCUCUUCACCACCUCCCAGCUUAUGAUGCAGUAUUUUGUUCCUCUGGGCUUCAUCCUCAUCUGCUACUUGAAGAUUAUUAUUAUCCGCCUCCGCAGGAGAAAUGCAAAGGUAGACAAGAAGAGGGGAAAUCAGAGCCGGCUCAGUGAGAACAAGAGGAUCAACACAAUGUUGAUUUCCAUCGUGGUGACCUUUGGAGCCUGCUGGCUGCCCUGAAUAUCUUCAAUGUCAUCUCUGACUGAUAUUAUGAGGACUCCGGGGCUGUUCCCUCCUACCAACUUGGAUCUCCUCAGAAGUCAACAUGCUUCUGCAUGUGUACUUCGUGGCUCCAAAGCUCAGCGGGUCAGCCUACUGGGCCAUGUCUCUACCUUGGCUUCUCAAAGCCUGGUCCGGUUGGAGGGGAAUGUGGACAACAGGGAGGAGAAAGUGAGGCUGUCCGUGUCCCAGGCCCCAAGCUGUCUCCAGGCCUCUGUGGCCCAUGAGGAGGAAAAUGUCACCCUCCAAAGCAAGAAACUUGAGGGCAUGGGUCACCCCAGCCCUGGCAUCUGCCCAGAACUUGAGAAGGAAGGAAUAUUCUCCAGCGACCUUACAGGGCUGGCAUCCGUGGUCACUGCCCUGUGGAUCACCCAGCUGUGUCGGGUGGUGAAGACCUCUAUUAUCCUGACCCCACAGUUCCUGUCCCAUGCCCAGGGCCAGCUCACCAGGGAGCUGCAGCAGCACAUAAAGUCCGUGCCAUCCCCCAUGCAAGUACCUGAGGAAGGAGACUGUGGAGGAGCAGAGGAGGAGAGUGGGGAAUUGAUGGGAAAUGACAGCAGAACUGAGUCACCUCGGAUUUGCUUUAUCCUCAACCAGGUGGGGUUUGUCCCAGAGCUGCACAAAAUCAGCAGCAGCAUGAUCAAAUGGGAUAAACUUCAGAAAAAGCAGUUUGUUCAGAUGUGA